UUGAGGAGGCGCACGGAGCUCGAGACUCACCUAAAUUACCGUUAAUCGAGACAUUAUUUCUCUCCAAAAGAACCAAAGCGUAUUUUGUAUCAGGAGUCUCUGAUGUUCAUUUCGAUGGCACAUAUAGUGACCUGACUUGGACUUAUGAGGAGACUGUAGCUGUAAUUUAGCCAUGGCGUUUCCUCAAGGAUACUUGUAUCAGUCUUCACUCUCUCUCUACUCGUGUCCGCCGCACGGCUCCGGUGCGGUAACGGGACCGCGGACAAAUGAUCUCGGACGGUCGUCCAGCGGCUCUGCUUUCGCCCCGUACGCGUCCACAGCUUUCACAAACACUUCAGCCUUCAACUGUCUCCAGUACAGCUCUGAAUCCACUGCACCCUUCACUUCAAAUGUGGGCUCCCCAUACGACCAUUCUCCAGGCAUGACUUGCUCUAUAGGCUAUCACCCGUACGCCGGUCCCCUGGGCACGUACCCGUUUGGGGACCCCGGUUAUCGGAAGAACGCCACUCGAGAUGCCACCGCGACCCUGAAGGCCUGGCUCAGUGAACACCGGAAAAACCCUUAUCCCACCAAAGGAGAGAAAAUCAUGCUCGCCAUCAUCACUAAAAUGACUCUGACUCAGGUGUCCACCUGGUUCGCCAACGCCCGCAGGAGACUGAAAAAAGAGAAUAAAAUGACCUGGACGCCACGGAACAGGAGUGAAGAUGAGGAUGAGGAGGAUAGCAUUGAUUUAGAGAAAAAUGAUGACGACGAUGAGCCGCUAAAGCGAGUCGAAUCAACAGAGAUGAGCAAAGAUUCAGUUGGCGAUGACUGCUCAGGAAAGCAGGACGACGCGACGGAUCGUGUUAUAAUCGACUGUGAAGAACAAGAGAACCGGACAGAUUCUCCGGUGCCCACGACCUCCUCUCCCCGAAAACAGAUCAGCGACAGCCCGAAGCCCCUCAGUGAAAACUGCAUAGCCGCAUCUGUCAUUCAUUCAGCAAACCCGACCCCCAAACCCAAACUGUGGUCCCUUGCUGAAAUCGCUACGUCGGACAAGGGGUGUGACGAACCGUCCCAAACAUUUGGGGCGUUAUCUCCCCCCCGGUCACCUGCGCAAUGCCCCUUUCCCCCCAGACACUUCUACUACGCGUCUCCUUUCUAUCCGGCUUUCACGAACUAUGGCACGUACGGACACCUGAACGCAACGCAAUCGAACGGAAUAAAUACUGCCGUGUUACAACGAGCGCGAGACGGCAAAGUGACUCUGGAUGUGUGUGAAGAACUCAGCUUUGACAAAAAGAGGGCGAAUAUUUAGGGACUUUUCAGUGUGCGAUCUGUAUGAACUCAACACGAAAUAAUAGAAGACUUUUUAUAUUGGUAUGGAUAUGUUUUAUGCGAGAAAUGCCUUUUCUUUACAUAUAUAUCAUUUAAUGUUCAAUAUUUGUGCAAGAGGCCAAAGUAGCCUACUACUUAAAAGCGUUUGUGAAUUGAAAGGGUCUUUUUAACGGCUCUUCUCAACAGUCUUACACAUUUAAAUGAUCAUCUGUGCCAUUCUGCAAACUCCACUUGAUCUGUCAUCUGAUAUGAAACAAAAAUAAUCGCAUCAAGAAAAUAUAAUACAUUUUCUACACUGAUAAAUGGUCAUUGGUUCUCAACCUUUUGGGCUCUAACGCCCCCCAUUGUCCAAGUAUUCGAAUUUGAACAAUAAUCAAUUAUUUUUUUUAAUUCAUUUUAAUUAAUACAAAUUGGUUUAGC
Molecule: messenger RNA, 1737 nt
Organism: Xyrauchen texanus (razorback sucker)
Lineage: Eukaryota; Metazoa; Chordata; Actinopteri; Cypriniformes; Catostomidae
Product: iroquois-class homeodomain protein irx-5-like
Exons: 3
Coding region: 173-1297 (374 amino acids)
Biological process (GO): regulation of transcription by RNA polymerase II; neuron differentiation; cell development
Cellular component (GO): nucleus
Molecular function (GO): RNA polymerase II cis-regulatory region sequence-specific DNA binding; DNA-binding transcription factor activity, RNA polymerase II-specific
Source: RefSeq, a predicted model, not a curated record